AUGGUAAAUGUAACAUUGUCCACUAAUCGUCGUACUGAAACUCAAUUAGUUCGAAUGUUUCUCGUUCAAGUGGGAGUGCAACUAGUACUCACUGUACCACCAUGCGUAGCUGAUCUACUUUUAUCGUUUCCAAGCAUUUAUCAAUCAACAGCACAUUUUUACUCGAUUUUUUUAAUUCUUCGAGUUAUAUUUCAUAUUUCUUAUGCUACACCAUUCUCUGUGAACAUUCUUUCGGCACACAUGUUUCGGAAAAGAUUUAUUGAAUUAAUAUUAAAAAUAUAUCCAUACAUUAAUCGCAAUCGCAUUCAAUCAAUACGACACAUUGGUGCACCAACAGCCAUACAAAUAAAUGUCUGUUGUGAUGAAUCUUAUUUGUAA
Molecule: messenger RNA, 378 nt
Organism: Rotaria socialis
Lineage: Eukaryota; Metazoa; Rotifera; Eurotatoria; Philodinida; Philodinidae
Source: the annotation of a GenBank genome assembly